UAUAAAGAGCAGCCAUUGUUUAACAGGGAAACCACCGCGUUUGACAAAAGGGGAUUAGACCGGUCUUCUAAAUUUGUUCUCUCCAUUCUCGAAGUAGUCUCACUUCAAACAGCCUUAGUUGAUUGAGCCUACAAAGCAAAUCUUGGUGCUUGGUUGAGGUAGUAAAGGAUCUUCUUGAGUCAGUUUCAUCUGUUAAAGGUAACCAACAUGGCUACACCGACAAGAAUUGGUCUUGCUGGGCUUGCUGUUAUGGGACAAAAUCUUGCUCUCAAUAUUGCCGAGAAAGGAUUUCCUAUAUCUGUUUACAACCGAUCCACUUCAAAAGUUGACGAGACUGUUGAACGAGCUAAAAAGGAAGGAAAUCUUCCUCUUUAUGGCUUUCAUGAUCCAGAGUCCUUUGUACUCUCUAUCCAAAAGCCCCGUGUCAUAAUCAUUCUUGUCAAGGCCGGUGCACCAGUUGAUCAGACCAUCAAAACCCUUUCUGCUUACAUGGAGAAAGGAGACUGUAUCAUUGAUGGUGGCAACGAAUGGUAUGAGAACACUGAAAGGAGAGAGAAAGAAAUGGCCGAGAAGGGUCUUCUUUAUCUAGGAAUGGGAGUUUCAGGCGGUGAAGAGGGUGCUCGCAACGGACCCUCACUGAUGCCUGGAGGCUCUUUUGAAGCCUACAAGAACAUAGAGGACAUCUUGCUAAAAGUUGCAGCUCAAGUCGACAGUGGCCCUUGUGUUACAUAUAUUGGUGAAGGAGGUUCUGGAAAUUUUGUUAAGAUGGUUCAUAAUGGAAUUGAAUAUGGUGACAUGCAGUUAAUUGCAGAGGCUUAUGAUGUGCUAAAAUCUGUUGGCAAGCUCUCUAAUGAUGAAUUACAACAAGUCUUCACGGACUGGAACAAAGGAGAGCUUCUGAGCUUCUUGAUUGAAAUCACAGCUGAUAUAUUUGGAAUCAAGGAUGAUAAAGGAGACGGGUAUCUUGUAGACAAAGUUUUGGAUAAAACUGGGAUGAAAGGUACUGGUAAAUGGACCGUUCAGCAAGCUGCUGAGCUGUCAGUUGCUGCACCCACAAUCGCUUCAUCAUUGGAUUCAAGAUUCCUUAGUGGAUUAAAGGAUGAAAGGGUUCAAGCAGCUAAAGUAUUUAAAGCUAGCGGGGUUAGUGAUAUCCUUGUUGACCAGUCCGUGGAUAAGAAUCAGUUGAUUGACGAUGUGAGAAAGGCACUUUAUGCAUCCAAAAUAUGUAGCUAUGCUCAGGGCAUGAAUUUGAUAAGGGCAAAGAGCGUUGAAAAAGGAUGGGAUUUGAAACUAGGGGAGCUUGCUAGGAUUUGGAAGGGUGGUUGUAUUAUCCGUGCUAUAUUUUUGGAUCGGAUCAAGGGGGCUUAUGACAGAAACCCGGAUCUUGCUAAUCUACUUGUGGAUGAAGAGUUUGCAAAAGAGAUGGUUGAACGACAGUCUGCUUGGCGAAGAGUAGUCUGCCUAGCUAUCAACUCGGGUAUUAGUACACCGGGUAUGUCUUCAAGUCUUGCUUACUUUGACUCGUACAGGAGGGAAAGACUUUCUGCCAAUUUGGUUCAAGCUCAGAGAGAUUAUUUUGGUGCUCAUACAUAUGAGAGGAUUGAUGUGCCGGGAUCUUACCAUACCGAGUGGUUCAAGAUUGCGAGACAGUCAAAGAACUGAGGUCUUUUGAUGUUUUCUUUUUAUUUGACCUAAUUGAAUAAGGUUCUUGUUGUCAUUGAAUCUGGGAGGUUAGAUUCUGUAGUAUCUGUCAUGUGGUCGCUCAAAUGUUGGAACUUUACCUAUAUUGUUGUGAAGCCUAUUUGUAUCUUUAAGGCAUUGGCCCUUUUCUUUCAUUUUUGUCCUUUAAGUUACAUAUGAUCAUAUGCAACCGGAGCAAGUAUUUGUCCAUGUGCUGGGGAAGCCUAUCAGAUCUUCUCCAGUCCUUUGUUUUGCAAUAUGAAUCUAUGAUGAUGUGCACUUCUCAUUUUCUUUUGUUA
Messenger RNA from Nicotiana tabacum (common tobacco), 1979 nucleotides. Lineage: Eukaryota; Viridiplantae; Streptophyta; Magnoliopsida; Solanales; Solanaceae. The record is from RefSeq and is a predicted model, not a curated record.